Molecule: messenger RNA, 2103 nt
Organism: Sclerotinia sclerotiorum 1980 UF-70
Lineage: Eukaryota; Fungi; Ascomycota; Leotiomycetes; Helotiales; Sclerotiniaceae
Exons: 3
Coding region: 1-2103 (700 amino acids)
Biological process (GO): transmembrane transport
Cellular component (GO): membrane
Molecular function (GO): transmembrane transporter activity
Source: RefSeq, a predicted model, not a curated record
AUGGAGGUUUCGACACUUUUGGAUUCGAAGGAAUUGAAUCGAUUAAAUGGGAUAGAAAAAGUUGUGGCAAAGGGAGACUUAGAGAAGGAUAAAGAUACGGGAAAACAAAGUGUGGGAAAAAAAGAUCGAGAGAUUGGAUAUCAAGGAAAUAAAGAAGAUAGUGGGGAGAAUAUCCAGGUGGAUUGUAUAGAGGAUUUGGAAAACUUGUCAAAGGACGACGGAACGCCGGGAGCGGAAAAUAAAGAGGUUGACUACAGUUCUGGAAUUGUUGGAAUUGGAAUUGGACUUGGAAGUGAGGAGAAGAAUAACGAUACUAUUCUUGAAAAAGAAACGCAUCAUUAUCACGACAUGCCGAAAGGUUGGACAGCCAUGAGAGAUCCAAGAGGAAAGCAGAAACAAAAACAGAAACAUAAACAUAAGGCAGGGGAAAGAGCCAAUGGAAAUACGCAUACAUAUACAACACAUACGCAGGCCGAUAUGACGAAUGCGGAAAUAUCGAAAUCACAGGAAGAUGGUAAUGAUGGGGGGGUGGUAGAGGGAGAAAUCGAAGAUCUAGAUGAUUUGGAUUUGAUGGAAUUGAAUAGCGGGGAUGAUUUAUUACCAGAUGAGGAAGAGGGGGGUAUAAGGAGGGGUGGAAGUGCUGGAAAUGCAGCGCGCAGAAUGGGUGGGGCUGCUGAUGAGGGGUUGGAAAGAGGAAGAGGAAGUACGGAUCGCGAUACUGUGAGCUCGGAUGCGGGUCACUUUAGGGUUUAUAAGAGGAGAUGGUUUGGUUUGGUUCAAUUGGUUCUUUUGAAUAUUAUUGUUAGUUGGGAUUGGUUAACCUUUUCCGCAAGUUCGACGACCGUCUCUCAAUACUACAAUGUAUCCGAAUCAGCGAUAAAUUGGCUCAGCACCGGGUUUCUCUUCGCUUUUGUGCUUGCAAGUCCGUUUGUUAUCUACGUCCUGCAUCAUGGAGGUCCGAAACCUGCUAUCCUUAUUGCAUCCGUACUUUUGUUACUUGGAAAUUGGAUACGAUAUGGUGCAACGAGAUCUGGUCCACAUGGCAAUUUUGGAGGUGUAAUGGUUGGACAAAUUCUAACGGGUGUUGCUCAGCCUUUUGUACUGGCAGCACCUACUAGAUACUCGGAUUUGUGGUUUACGAAUCAGGGAAGAGUGGCUGCAACUGCGGUUAUGAGUUUGGCUAAUCCUUUUGGUGGUGCUUUGGCGCAAUUGAUUGAUCCCUUUUGGGCUGCAAAUGCUGGGAGUAUACCAAAUAUGGUUCUUUACAUUGCAAUUAUUUCAUCAAUAGCCACCGUUCCAUCUUUCUUCAUUCCCAAAGAACCGCCUACUCCCUCUUCUGCAUCAUCAGAAGAACCAAAACAUGCAUUAGGACCUUCGCUUAACUUCCUUCUUCGAUCCCCCGAAUUCUACAUGAUAAUGUUCCCCUUCUGGUUCUUCGUCGGCCUCUUCAACUCCCUCUCAUCCCUCAUAAACCAAAUGCUCUCUCCCUAUUCCUUCUCAGAAACCAACGCCGGUAUCGCCGGCGCCCUCCUAAUAGUCGUCGGUCUCGUCGCCGCAGCAAUCACCUCCCCUCUAAUCGACAAAACCAAAACCUACCUCCUCGCCAUCAAAAUCCAAAUCCCCAUCCUAAGCAUCUGCUACCUCGCCUUCACCUGGGCACCGCAAACCCGUAAUCUCGCCGCCAUCUACGCCAUCCUCUCAAUUCUCGGCGCCGCAUCAUUCAGCCUCGUCCCCGUCGCCCUCGAAUACCUCAUCGAAAUCACCCAUCCUGUAUCCCCUGAAGUCACCAGCACGAUUUGUUGGUCUGGUGGUCAGUUACUGGGUGGCAUUUUCAUUAUUGUUAGUGAUAAGCUUAGGGCGAAGGGUGCGGAGGAUGGAUCGCUAGAUGAUGGGAGUACGAGGCCGCCGGGGAAUAUGUAUAAUGCGCUUGUUUUUCAGACGGUUUUGGCGGCCGUGGUGAUGCCUCUUCCGUUGGCGUUGGGGUGUUGUGGGAGGAGGAAGGGGGUGAGGAUGAGGAGGUUGGAGGCGGAUAAGGAGGCUAGGGGGAGGAGGGCUGCGGGUGGAAGUGGAGGUGGGGGUGGUAAUGGGGGUGUUGUUAUUUAG